Musca vetustissima is the source of this 1405-nucleotide messenger RNA. Its product is annotated as obg-like ATPase 1. The transcript has a single exon. The record is from RefSeq and is a predicted model, not a curated record. Gene Ontology annotation, molecular function: GTP binding; ATP binding; ATP hydrolysis activity. NCBI's taxonomy places the organism in Eukaryota, Metazoa, Arthropoda, Insecta, Diptera, Muscidae. Gene Ontology annotation, cellular component: cytoplasm. Bases 125 to 1318 code for a protein of 397 amino acids.
CAAACGAAUUGCUGCCGGGUAUUCAUUUAGUGUAAAAACUAUUGUUAAAGAAACAUUCUAUCACCCAAGCAUUGGUGCUUAGAGGUCACAACGAAAUACCAACAACAACGACGAAGACAACAUCAUGCCUCCCAAGAAGCAAGAAGAACCCGAACGUAAACCAUUGAUUGGCCGUAUUGGUACGAAUCUUCGUAUUGGUAUUGUUGGUGUUCCCAAUGUCGGUAAAUCAACAUUCUUUAAUGUUCUGACCAAGAGUGCUGCUCCAGCAGAAAAUUUCCCUUUCUGUACCAUCGAUCCCAAUGAGAGUAGAGUUCCCGUGCCCGAUGAAAGAUUCGAUUUCCUUUGUGAAUAUCACAAGCCAGCUAGCAAAGUUCCUGCAUAUCUUAAUGUUGUCGAUAUUGCCGGUUUGGUAAAGGGUGCUGCCGAGGGUCAAGGUUUGGGUAAUGCUUUCCUCUCACACAUCAAUGCUUGUGAUGCCAUUUUCCAUUUGUGUCGUGCCUUCGAGGAUCCCGAUGUAACACACGUUGAGGGAGAGGUAGAUCCCGUGCGUGAUUUGUCAAUUAUUUCCGAAGAAUUGCGUUUGAAGGACGAAGAAAAGUUAAUGCAAUAUUUGGAAAAAUUGGAAAAGGUUGUCGCACGUGGUGGUGAUAAGAAAUUAAAGCCCGAAUAUGACUCUCUGCUGAAGAUCAAGGGUAUUUUGGUCGAUGAGAAGAAACAUUUGAGAUUUUCCGAUUGGAAUGCUCAUGAUAUUGAAAUCUUAAACAAAUAUUUGUUUUUGACUUCGAAGCCAUGCAUCUACUUGAUCAACUUGUCCGACAAGGACUUCAUUCGCAAGAAGAACAAAUGGUUGCCCAAAAUCAAGGAAUGGGUUGACAAAAAUGAUCCCGGUGCUGUUAUGAUCCCCUUCUCGGGUGCCUUCGAACAGGCGCUGGCCGAAAAGGACGACCUCGAACGCAUCGAAUAUGAAAAUGAAACCAAAUGCAAGAGUCAAUUUGAUAAAAUCAUUGUAACCGGUUACAAGGCUUUGCAAUUGGAAUACUUCUUCACAGCCGGUGCUGAUGAAGUCAAGGCAUGGACAAUUCAAAAGGGUACAAAAGCCCCCCAAGCUGCCGGUCGUAUUCACACCGAUUUCGAAAAGGGUUUCAUUAUGACUGAAGUUAUGCACUUUAAGGAUUUCAAGGAGGAGGGUUCCGAAGCCGCUUGUAAGGCUGCUGGUAAAUAUCGUCAACAGGGCCGUAACUACACAGUGGAAGAUGGUGAUAUUAUAUUCUUCAAAUUUAAUGCUGGUGCUGGUCUCAAGGAUGCCAAGAAGAAAUGAUGCUGUUUAGUGAUGAUUUUAUUUACAAUGUUUUAUAUUAAUUUGAUUUUUUACUCGCAAAGCUUCUUAACGCAAUAAUGAUGAUGA